This is a messenger RNA of Sphenostylis stenocarpa, 894 nucleotides long. Lineage: Eukaryota; Viridiplantae; Streptophyta; Magnoliopsida; Fabales; Fabaceae. The record is from the annotation of a GenBank genome assembly.
AUGCCAGGGGCUGAAAAAGUGGGAGUUACAAUAUGUUCUUCUCAAGCCAAACCUUCCGAAUGGAGAGUCUCAGCUCUUUCCUUGAGCCCCACGGGGUCCUCUCAAUCCCGCUCUCUCACUUCUUUCGCUAUAAGUGUGCUCCCCCUUUGUGCGCAGAACGCCGAGGGUGUUCAAGUCUUUCCCCUCUUUUAUCUUAUUGAUUUCUUUUCUCCAUUUCUCACUUGGUAUGUGGAUUACGUGGCUCGCUCUCGCUCUUUGAGUUCUUGGUCUGAAGGUGAACGAGCUCUUGGUGUCGUAAUUCCUACUCGCUUUCCUUGUAUUAGCUACAGCCACCGAAGCAUUCUUUCAUCAACACGAGUUAGCUAUUCUCUGAUCUUUGCCUUAUUCUUCCUUUUCGGGCGAAGCGGUGUGAACAUGGCCUCAUUCUAUGAUGAGUUGGAGGAGAUAGCAGGCUACGACGAGGAGCCGCCCUACGAGGAAGACCAAAGGGACACUGAGGCACGUUUCGCCGCUAUGCUAAAAGGCUAUUCCAUUAUGGAUCACACGUCCAAUUCUCUGGCUCAGAAAGGCUUUGGAUGUUUUGAUCCUUCUUCUCGUUUUCGUCGUCCCGGCAUGUUACCUUCCCUUUUUGGAGUACCAGCUAUAGUAGUCAGUCCACUGGGUCUACCUUUUGCGUCCCUGUUAGACUACCCAUACUCAGUUUACGCUGUUCGUGACAACGAUGUUCCAGUCAGACCUGUUCUAGAACCAAUGAAAGAGAAAAACCCACUAGCGGGUAAACCUCCUUACAAGCUGCUUGAAUGGGUAGCGGACUUUCUAUCUACGCCGAGUUUUGAUGCCCGACUCAAAGCCUCCUACUCUUCCCCUUCCGCGAAGACAACCUCUGCCGCCUAG